Messenger RNA from Juglans microcarpa x Juglans regia, 1810 nucleotides. RefSeq names its product galactokinase-like. NCBI's taxonomy places the organism in Eukaryota, Viridiplantae, Streptophyta, Magnoliopsida, Fagales, Juglandaceae. Gene Ontology annotation, cellular component: cytosol; cytoplasm. The transcript has 13 exons. The record is from RefSeq and is a predicted model, not a curated record. Gene Ontology annotation, biological process: galactose metabolic process; carbohydrate phosphorylation. The coding region runs from base 103 to 1602 and encodes 499 amino acids. Gene Ontology annotation, molecular function: galactokinase activity; ATP binding.
AAAACAUCAUUCGUUAGUUUAAAUAAGGGGAGAUGGAGUUGAGUGGUCAUCUGGAACUGCAUCUGAUUUCUGAGUUGACGAGCGUAGGACGAUUACGAUCAUAUGGCCAAGCACGAAGAGCUCCCAAUCCCCGUCUUCUCAUCCCUGGAGCCUGUCUACGGUGACGGCUCCCAGCUACAGGACGCCCAGCUUCGAUUCUACAAUUUUAAGUCCAAGUUUCUCGAGGUUUUCGGUCAACCUCCUCACGUCUUCGCUCGCUCUCCAGGGAGGGUGAACUUGAUUGGAGAGCACAUUGACUAUGAAGGCUACUCGGUGCUGCCGAUGGCAAUAGGGCAAGACACGAUAGUGGCAAUCCGAAAGCACGAUGAGGGAGAGGCCGAAAAGGUUCUCAGAAUUGCUAAUGUCAGUGCUAAGUACACCAUGUGUACGUAUCCUGCUAAUCCUGACCAGGAAAUUAACUUGAAGGAUCACAAAUGGGGCCAUUAUUUUAUUUGUGGGUACAAAGGUUUUCAUGAAUACGCUAAAUUAAAAGGAGUGGAUGUAGGUUCAACAGUUGGACUUGAUGUUCUAGUGGAUGGAACAGUUCCUACAGGAUCUGGACUAUCAAGCUCUGCAGCGUUUGUUUGCUCUUCUACAAUUGCUAUAAUGGCUGCUUUGAAUGUUAACUUUCCGAAGAAAGAAGUUGCCCAACUUACAUGUGAAUGUGAACGACACAUUGGAACACAAUCCGGUGGAAUGGAUCAGGCAAUCUCUGUUAUGGCCAAAUCUGGAUUUGCAGAGUUGAUUGAUUUCAACCCCAUUCGUGCUACUGAUGUGCAACUUCCUAGUGGUGGUACUUUUGUAAUCGCCCAUUCUCUGGCAGAAUCUCAGAAAGCAGUCACUGCUGCUACAAACUACAAUAACAGGGUUGUUGAAUGCCGGUUGGCUGCUAUUGUACUUGGUAUAAAGCUGGGAAUGAAACCAGAGGAAGCUGUAUCAAAUGUGAAAACUCUUUCAGAUGUUGAAGGGUUGUGCAUAAAAUUUGCCAGUAGUCGUGGAUCUUCUGAUCCUGUCCUUACUGUCAAGGAGUUUCUGAAAGAAGAACCAUAUAUGGCUGAAGAGAUUGAGAUAGUCACUGCGGAAAAGCUGCCAUCCAUUUUUGGAAAUUCUCCAUCUUCUCUGGAUGUAUUGAAAGCUGCCAAACACUUUAAGUUACAUCAGCGAGCGUCUCAUGUGUAUUCCGAGGCCAAGCGAGUACAUGCAUUCAAGGAUACUGUGGCAUCAGAGUUAAGUGAGGAGGACAAGCUGAAGAAGCUUGGCGACCUUAUGAAUGAGAGCCAUUACAGCUGCAGUGUUUUUUAUGAGUGCAGCUGUCCUGAGCUGGAAGAACUUGUAAAUAUAUGUCGGGAACAUGGUGCCCUUGGGGCAAGGCUUACAGGAGCUGGAUGGGGUGGCUGUGCUGUCGCUUUAGUGAAAGAGAGCAUUGUCCCGCAAUUCAUCCUCAAAUUGAAGGAACGGUUCUACCAAUCAAGGAUUGAAAAGGGGAUCAUUAACAAGGACGAUCUUGGCCUCUAUGUUUUUGCUUCCAAGCCAUCAAGUGGUGCCGCUAUUUUCAAGUUUUAAUAUGUGACUUGUUUACCCUUUUUACUUUUCUUGGUUAGUGAAACAACAAACUAUGUCAUUAACAUAACUUAUGUUGAGAAAACCACAUGAAAAAUGUUUAGGUUGAGUAAAUACUCGUGUUAUCAAUUUAGUAAACAAAGAACAGAAAAUAAUGGUUUGGCAAGUUGCCAAAACUUGUAUUGUAUUGUUGGUUAAAUCGAUUACAUCA